Messenger RNA from Aethalodelphis obliquidens (Pacific white-sided dolphin), 1584 nucleotides. RefSeq names its product endothelium and lymphocyte associated ASCH domain 1 (gene EOLA1). Bases 513 to 989 code for a protein of 158 amino acids. The transcript is spliced from 4 exons. The record is from RefSeq and is a predicted model, not a curated record. NCBI's taxonomy places the organism in Eukaryota, Metazoa, Chordata, Mammalia, Artiodactyla, Delphinidae.
CUCCAUGGGUUCCCAGGGGCCCAAGCUCCAUCCCGGUCAGCUCCGCCCCCGCCCCGCACCUGCCCGGCUUUUUCCCCAGCUCGGCCCCACUCCUCCUCAGUUCUGCCUCCUUCUCCAGAAGCUCCUCCUCACCCAGCUCUUUCCCACACUUCCGCCCCAAAUACUCCUCCCCCCGUUCCUCCCACCUCCGCCCUGCCCCUCCCCCAGCUCCUCCCCAGCUAUUCGCCACAGCCCCGCCCCUUCUCUUCCGACCCGCUCCCCCGCCCACUUCCUGGUCCUCCUCUGGGUGCCGCUCCACGCCGCCGGUCUCGAACCUCCGAGCGGCCUGGCCUUCCGCGCGCCGCAUGGCCUGGCGGCUCCUACUCUGUCUCCUAGCGGCCGGAGCCUGCGGCAAAUGCGCGAUUGUUCGUAAGUGAAGACACCCAGACAAGUGGAAGAGUGUUUUCUCCUCUGGCCACCAAGCAGGCACCCUCUGCGUCGAGAGGCGCGUGAGGCCCUGGGAGCUCUGGGAGAUGAAGUUCGGCUGCCUGUCCUUCCGGCAGCCUUAUGCGGGUUUCGUCUUAAAUGGGGUGAAGACCCUGGAGACGCGGUGGCGGCCCGUGCUGAGCGGCCAGCGGCACCGCACCCUGGCCGUCCACAUCGCGCACAGGGACUGGGAGGACGCGGCCUGGAGGGAGCUGCUGGCCGGGAGGCUGGGGAUGAGCCCCGCGCAGAUCCAGGCCUUGCUGCGGGACGGGGAGAAGUUCGGCCGCGGAGUGAUAGCCGGGCUGGUUGACAUUGGGGACACUUCGCUGUGCCCGGAAAACUUAGGUCCCAACGAGGUUGCGGAGCUGGAGAAUCAAGCCCUGCUGCCCAACCUGCAGCAGAAGUACCUGACUGCGCUUGCCAACCCCCGCUGGCUGCUGCAGCCUGUCCCCGGGAGAGGCGGGAAGGACGUCUUCCAGGUGGACAUCCCCGAGCACCUGAUCCCCUUUGGGCAGGAGGCCUGACCAGACUGGGCUCUCGAGAGGAAGGUGACCGAGAGACCGGCUCAUUGUGCCACCGUCCACUCGCCUUCACGCCCUGGACGUGCACGUCUGGUUCGGUCUGAAUCGGCCCUGCCCCGGGGAGCGCUGCCCGCUCCGUGCUGUUCACGGAAGCAGACGUGCCCACCUGGUGCAGGGACAGGGGUUGGGACUCUCCUCGUGCGAUGCCGCCCUGGGCUCAGCGACACAGUCUCGAGGACUUUGACCUUUAGGAAAAGAUGGCAGUGCCACUCGUUUUGGCCCUACUGGUUCUGGGUGGUUGAGAGAGAUGUGUUUUGAGGGGACCGGUUAGCGUUUUCCCCUCUUUGGCCUGGUCAGAACUCCCAGAUGUUUGGACCGCGUCUGGGGAACGAACGAUGGGGGAAGGCCGGUGGCGGGCCUCGUGCACGCGGGAGAGGACCGCAGGCCCAGAAAGAGGGCGCGGUCUGUCCUUGCAGGUGACCCUGGCCCUGUUGUAAAGCGUCCCUUGGCUCACGAAGCGUGUGUGUUAGACGUGCUGCCCGGCCACUUCACGUCCGAAGACAGGCUCCUAAAUACAGCUCUGACGGCAAAGUGAAAA